AUGGGAAUUGCUGUACUUAAUUACUUAGAUGAUCUUGCAGGUGUUGAACGUAGAGAACAUGCAGAGUUUGCCUAUUUGACUUUAGGUAAAGUUCUGAAAAAUGCUGGUAUAGAGGAAGCUGAAAAGAAAAGUAGCCCACCAUCGGAAAUCAUGUCGUUUUUAGGAGUUUUAUUCAAUACUUUAUCAAUGACCAUGGAGAUAACCCCUGAAAGACUGAAUGAAAUUAAAAAAUUGAUAGCUUUAUGGUUAAAUAAAAACAUGGCCACAUUGAAAGACAUUCAGUCAUUGUUAGGUAAACUCAACUUUGUUGGAGCUUGUGUUAAACCCAGUAGGAUUUUUAUUAAUCGUUUAUUAAACUGGUUACGUCAGCUACAUGGUACUAACAAUUCAGCUCUACAUGUUAUACCAGAGGAGGUUAAAAAAGAUCUUUUGUGGUGGAAUGAAUUCUUACCUAUUUAUAAUGGAGUUUCAUUAAUGAAUUUAGGGCCUUGGUCAGAUCCUGAUGAAAUUUUUUCCUCCGAUGCAUGUUUAGAUGGAAUAGGUGGAUUUUGGAAUGGACAUUAUUUUCAUUCUAUACUUCCAAGUAAAAUUAUAGAUCAAAGGUUACACAUAGGAGCACUAGAGAUGUUAGCACUUAUGGUGUGUUUACACAUCUGGGGGAAAAAUUUCAGACGUCGGCGAAUUGUAGUUCUCUGUGAUAAUUUAUCAGCCUGCAUAGCUAUUAAUACAGGAAAAUCAAAAUGCCAUUUUACCCAAAGUUGUUUAAGAGAGGUCAUAUUUGUGAUGGCAGUGAAUGAGUUUGAAUUAAGAGCUCAGCAUAUUACAUCCUCACAGAAUCGUUUGUCAGAUCACUUGUCAAGGUGGCAUAAAGAAGAAAGACAUAGAAUUGAAUUUGAAAAGCUUAAUGCAAAUUUAAGGCUUGAGGAAUAUCAGGUUAAAGAAUCAGAAUUUGAAUUUCAAAAGUUAUGGUAG
Messenger RNA from Mercenaria mercenaria, 972 nucleotides. RefSeq lists its product as uncharacterized. NCBI's taxonomy places the organism in Eukaryota, Metazoa, Mollusca, Bivalvia, Venerida, Veneridae. The record is from RefSeq and is a predicted model, not a curated record. The transcript has a single exon. Bases 1 to 972 code for a protein of 323 amino acids.